Molecule: messenger RNA, 348 nt
Organism: Procambarus clarkii (red swamp crayfish)
Lineage: Eukaryota; Metazoa; Arthropoda; Malacostraca; Decapoda; Cambaridae
Source: RefSeq, a predicted model, not a curated record
AUGUGGACGUCUCUGGCCGAUGCUGUGCCUCUUGUGUCGACUGUUGCGCCUCCUGUUGUUGUCGCCUCUCCUCCGGUGGAUGUUUCGCCAUCUGGUGCCCGUCCUGCUCCAGUUGGUGUCCCUGGAGUUCCUGUGGAUCUUCCGUCUGCCUUCAGCUCGGCACCCCCGUCUUCAAGUUCUUCAUAUGCUGCACCUGUCCCUGUACUCUCGCCGUCUGUCCCGACUGUGCUGGAUGCUGGGGUGGAUACAGCGCCUCCUCCUGUGCCUGGCCUGGUACCCCAUGUGGUUGAUGAUGCUGCCGUUCUACAACGAGCGUCGGAUCACCCGGCUUGUGGUGCUCGUGUCUGA